This is a messenger RNA of Daldinia decipiens, 2100 nucleotides long. RefSeq lists its product as uncharacterized. The transcript is spliced from 5 exons. The coding region runs from base 493 to 1713 and encodes 406 amino acids. The record is from RefSeq and is a predicted model, not a curated record. NCBI's taxonomy places the organism in Eukaryota, Fungi, Ascomycota, Sordariomycetes, Xylariales, Hypoxylaceae.
CUUUUAUAGAAAUCUCAUAGGACUACUUCUAGAAAUAUAAUACUCUAACCUAUAUGCGUCCUCUAGUGGCUCGACUCAUAUAUGUCAUAGUAAGCCGCAGCAGCGUAUUCAGUCAACGGUACCUAUAUGGGGCUAAAUAUCUACCAACACUCUAUGGAUUGGAAGCCGUAUUCUAUUGUAUAAUAACGACCUGUUGUUAUCUAUUGGGGUCCCUGAGAGAUAUUCUAAUCAUGGUUACGCCGAUUGGUUAAUGGAUAUAGAGUUGGGUGAAUUGCUAGUGUAGGGCUGUUGGAUCCUUAGAAUGUCAGCAGCUUGUACUGAAGCAGCAGGUCGAGGAGGCCAAUGAUGGCUACUUAUCUCAGACGUCUGAAGCUUGCUUUCACAAUAUGUUCCACUUAUGACUUCCGUUCUCCUAAUAUCUAUGGCCCAACUCCAACUCUGUUGAUUCAUGUCUGUCUAUGAUCGCCGCUUUCGAUGUAAUAACCUUUCAGCAUGUCGCAAACCUCUAUGAUCCCGGAAGAAAUAUUAAACGGACCAGCUCUGCAGCCACCCCAAGGCCAUGAACCGAACUUCGAGCACCCCGCCAACCUCAACGCCGUAGCACAGUUUACCAACGCUAUAUGUCUAUCUUUGAUAACGCUCGUUACGCUUAUGCGUGCGUAUGCAAAGGCGUCUAAUCGAAAUAAACUGGAAAUCGAAGAUGCUCUUGCAUUGGCGGGAAUGGGAACAUUCAUAGCAAGUGUGUGGUGUUCGUAUCAUGUACUAUAUAUGAUUGGUGCCUUCCCCCAUCAAUGGGAUGUGCGGUUGAGGGAUCUCGCUCCGAUCUUUUACAUUCACCACCUUGGUUUCAAUUUCUGUGCCGCCACGUCAGGUCUUUGGAAGACCGCUAUUCUCCUGGAGUGGAAUCGCAUCUUUGUCCCGCGUGGUACCCGGAACUUAUUCUACUGGAUAGGCAACAUGCUGUUAGCAUUCAAUUCUAUAGCUAGUAUCGCUUUUAUAGUAGCUGAAAAUAUGUCCUGUUUUCCAUAUAGGAAGAUUUGGGAUAAAACGAUUCUCGAAGGUUACUGUAUCGACCAGAAAUUAUUUCAGAUUCCAGGCUGUUUAGCGAAUACGAUAUACAUAGCAGUUGUUAUAGUGUUAACCCAGCGAACUAUUUGGCGUUUACAGGUUGCCACAAAGAAAAAGAUGGGGGUUUCUUUCUUAUUUCUUGUUGGUUUACUGGCUUUGGCAUCGUCAAUUGCUCGUGCGAUUGCUAUGAUCAAGUUCCUAGAUUCUGAUGAUAAAACAUAUACGAUCAAUAGCGUAUAUCUUUGGACAUUGGCAGAGAACACAUGUUGUUUCCUUGCACUUUGCGCACCAUGGAUACCGAGAGCCUUUUCUAACACCGACUUAAUUCACCGUGUCAUUGAUAAAGUCAUGUUUUAUACUCAUAUUUCUAGAAGGAGUUCAAACCGGACGAGCAAAUCACAGUCAUGGCCAUCUCAUCAGGUUCAUAUGGGAAGUGAGCUAUGGGAUGCUGAUAGGAUGAUGUACCACAGAAUGAGGGACACAACGACGCCAUUGGUCAAAUAUCCAUCGUUGUCGAGCAGAAAUGAGCAGAGUGACUUGGUUUUACCCAGCGAUGGCAUACUCAUGACGACGGAGAUCGUAGUUGCAACAGACACCGUGGAUAGGAGGUCAUCUAAUCGCGAUUACCCUUGGAGUAAUGGAUAAAUGCCUAUAGAAGAUUGGAAGAAGACCUUAGAAAAGAUGCGCAUGAGGAAAACGCUUCUUUAACUGGACCAUAACCAAACAUGUUUUUAGCAAAAAAAGCAAGACAGUUACUCCAAUGCAGCUUCUCUCCUUGCGGAAGAAGAGCGAGUCUAUUCAGCUACAUAUUUUUGAUCUUCAUAGUGACUCCAUAGCUCUGGAGUAUCAAGUUUCUUCUUUCUGGUUGGUAACCAUUUCCAUGUAAUCAAAUAUCGAGUAUAGAAGAUUCCGAGAUAGGUGACGUGGUACGAUGACUCUACACACUCGUUACGUGCAGCUAAUUAAUAGUUGUAAAAAGGAAAUGGAAACCCAGGUAGGGUUGUGAUAACUUCAUUAAACACGUUGCCGAUG